This is a messenger RNA of Penicillium verrucosum, 1374 nucleotides long. RefSeq lists its product as uncharacterized. Lineage: Eukaryota; Fungi; Ascomycota; Eurotiomycetes; Eurotiales; Aspergillaceae. The transcript is spliced from 2 exons. Bases 1 to 1374 code for a protein of 457 amino acids. The record is from RefSeq and is a predicted model, not a curated record.
AUGAAGCGCACUUUAACCCCCUUCAAGCGCACGAACGGUACUAAGGAAUCCAAUAUGUCUGCCAAAACACAGACCCAGUCUCUCCCUCAGCUAGUACCGUGGCCUUCGAUAGAGGAUUCCCCUCCGCCCCCCACUCACACAAUGAGCCCAUCCCAACGACUGAUCCCGCCACCCGGGCACAACCACCUGCCACCUCCACUGACAAAAUCGACUCCCCUCACAGAGGACAUGAAGAUGCGGCUGCACGCCAAGAUGGAAGAAGACCGGCGCAAGCAGGCGGAAGAAAAAACACACCAGGCUAGUUUGGUACUGGAACAGCGGCGCAUCGAGCAGUCAAUACUGUCGGAUGCCCUGCGCGCUGGUGUCCCACCGAAGCUAGUCCCGUUAAUCUUCAACGGCAUCUAUACCACCGUGGUCUGCACCGGAUUCCCAAUCUGCUUCACCCCCUGUGGUGCCCCGACAGCAAAAUACUUCGCCCCCGGCGUCGCCUUCAAAGCUCCCAGUUGCAUCCCCCCGCCUCAGCAGAGUCCUAAACAGUCGCUCCAGCAGAGUCCUAAAAAGUCACCUCAGCAGAGUCCUAAACAGUCACCUCAAGCACACGCUACUGGGUCGCCGCCGACGGCCACAAAGCAUCUGCCGGAAAAGCGCCAUCGUGAGUGGUCGGAUGCUACAUCUAGGUUACAUCGAGACCGAGUGAUAGGGUCUGAGCGAGAGCAACUGAGGCGCAAGCUGAAAUCCCAGAAGGUAGAGUUCGGUGGCAAGGAACUGCUGGAUACAGCAUUUGAACAUACCUUCCCCGUUACGAGCUCUAUGAUCGAGGCCCUGUCCCCUCGACGUUCGGCUGUUCCUCCCAAUAAGGCUUCUGGGACGCUGGAAAAACGACAGCAACCACCUCAGAAAUCUCAUACUAGGCCAUCGCAAGAAUCGGGGCGACCACAGUCCCAAGCAAAGCCCCAAUGGGAACCACACAUCGCGCCGAGAAAUCCUGGCAGUGUCUCAAAUGCACCAUCUCAUGUUCACCCACAGCAAAUGAACUCCCCUAGCCCGAAGCGAAAGAACCAGAGGUCGCACGAGAGAGUCCCUCCACCUCAAUAUCGUCGGCACGAGACAGUUUGCGGUCAACAAGACCCAUCCGAUGACCCACAGCUUGCUCAGAGGCAACAGCAGCGCGAUUUAUCCAGCUCCCGCGAAUCCCGUACUUGUGAUGGUGGUUCUUCCAAGCAAGCAUCGGAGUCAACCCCGGCUACAGUAGGAAAAUCGAGUGCAACUACAACUCAAGACUUUCGAAAACAACCAUCUCAUUUCCAGAGCAUAUCCAAUGUCGAUUCAUCAAAUCUCGUCCAAGGCAUGGUUCCAUACAUCAAGUUGGAGUGA